Syngnathus typhle (broad-nosed pipefish) is the source of this 852-nucleotide messenger RNA. RefSeq names its product aquaporin-4-like. Gene Ontology annotation, molecular function: water channel activity. The transcript is spliced from 4 exons. Gene Ontology annotation, cellular component: plasma membrane; basolateral plasma membrane. Lineage: Eukaryota; Metazoa; Chordata; Actinopteri; Syngnathiformes; Syngnathidae. Gene Ontology annotation, biological process: transmembrane transport. The record is from RefSeq and is a predicted model, not a curated record. The coding region runs from base 47 to 835 and encodes 262 amino acids.
UGCAGAUGAUUGUAAAUCUUUAGCGCAAUCUGUUUGUCACAGGACAAUGUCGGGAGUGGACCAAUUGAAGACCAAGGAAUUUUGGAGGGCCGUAGGUGGCGAAUUUGUAGCCAUGCUCCUAUUUGUGUUACUCGGCGUUGGCUCCACCAUCGAUUGGGAAUCAGCUCCAUCAGACAGCAAGAGUAUAGCGAGCUGUCCGACCCAGUCGGACCGCACGAAUCUCAUUUCGCUGUGCUUCGCUUUGUCCUCUGCCACGAUGGUUCAGUGCUUUGGCCACAUCAGCGGCGGACACAUCAACCCGGCCGUCACGUUGGCGAUGGUCGUGACCAGGAAAGUGACCAUCAUCAAGGGGGUGUUCUACCUGCUAGCCCAGUUAGUCGGUGCAGUCGCAGGUGCCGGGAUCGCGCACCUCGCCGCGCCCCCCGACUUCCGGGAGAACCUGGGCGUCACCGGGUUGGGUAAAAAUGUCUCGGGAGAACUCGGCCUACUGGUGGAGCUUCUCUUAACGUUCCAGCUGGUCUUCACCAUAUUUACCUCAUGCGACCCCAAACGCACCGACCUGGGCGGAUCCACUGCCCUGGCCAUCGGCGCGUCCGUAUGGAUUGGUCACUCAUUUGGGAUUCCUUUCACAGGAGCCAGCAUGAACCCCGCUCGUUCCUUCGGCCCAUCGGUGAUCGCGACUAAUUUUAAGGAUCAUUGGGUUUACUGGGUGGGACCCUUCCUGGGCGCCAUCAUGGCCGCACUCCUGUACGAGCACAUCUUCUGCCCAUCUUCCGGCGAACCGAGUCCAGGGCGGGUAAUACGCCGUGAAGCAAAUGGGGGCCUUCACAGAUAAGAUGUGAUCAAGUCCGU